Messenger RNA from Macrosteles quadrilineatus (aster leafhopper), 7517 nucleotides. Its product is annotated as sortilin-related receptor-like. The record is from RefSeq and is a predicted model, not a curated record. Gene Ontology annotation, molecular function: protein binding. The coding region runs from base 237 to 6707 and encodes 2156 amino acids. Gene Ontology annotation, biological process: post-Golgi vesicle-mediated transport. Lineage: Eukaryota; Metazoa; Arthropoda; Insecta; Hemiptera; Cicadellidae. The transcript has 40 exons. Gene Ontology annotation, cellular component: membrane; Golgi apparatus.
UUUUAUUUUUCUAAUAAUCAGCAAAUCAUGUUCUUAUUGUGAUUGUGAGCUGUCUGUGUAGUUAGUUGUUAUACUUUUGUUGUGUGGUAAGAUAUUCGGUAGUGAUUAAGCGCAUUAAAGUUACAGUUAGUAUUCGUGUCUAUUCUCGAAGAACUAUUAAGUGUUUACCAGCCGUGUUUCUUGUUUUGCGUCUCUAACUGUUUAUUUUUGAUGAAUGAUUUAAAAUUUGCCCAAUAAUGGGUCGAUCAUAUUAUUGUGCAAUAUUGUUUAUAGGCCUAGUAUUUACUUUUUUUAAAAUAAAUUUGUCUUCGGCAACGACACUGUCAGGUCACUUGGAAUCGUCUGCCAAAGGAUCUGGAAAAUUAUUUGAAGCUAAUCUCGAUGGUUUUCCUGAGUUUGGAUUAGGCCUAGGCUUCAAUGAUGAAAACUACCAUUCUGUCAGAAAAAGGGAAGUCACAAGCCCUCCUCAUAAAAGCAACAUAACAACAGUGGUGAACAAGCUGAAUGACUCUCAUCAACAGUUGAUGGUUCAUUGGGCAGGAGUUGGGUCUGACGUCGUCAUAUGUCUUGCUCGUGAUCCAACCUCUCGCACCACCAAAACAGAGAAACCUUCUGCCGUCUACAUCUCGUAUGACUACGGCGACACUUUCCAGAACAAAACUGAAUCCUUUCUCAUCGACAAAGAUAAAGGACUCUAUGCAUCUAUCGAUAAGUUUUUUAACCACCCGAAGUUUGUUACUCAUAUUGUACUUCUGGACAAAACCCACAAGAUGAUCUUUACAACUUCCGACUCUGGAAAAACAUUUAAUAAGUACAGCUUGAACUUCAAUCCUGUUGAUUUGUCUUAUCAUCCGGAAAAUCCAAACAUCUUCCUCAUCCAUGAUGACAAACAAUCAUUGUGGUCGACGAAGGACUUUGGUAUGACGUGGUUGAGGAUGCAGGAGUUUGUCAAGACAUUCUACUGGGUGUCUGACGACGAAGGAGCCGGGGAGCAGUAUCUAGUGGCCCAGAGGGAGGAGCCAACUACGUCCUCUGUGAUAGCUGUCAAGGGAAUGUCCAUUGGAGGCACAAUGUCUGUCAGUCUGGUGGUCAAAGAUGUCGUCGACUGUUGGGUUAAGGGAGAGUUCAUCUUCGUCACACGAAAAGAUCCGAAGAACCCGCUACAUUUGGAUCUGCUGAUCUCACAGAGACGAGGAGAAUUCAAGAAAGCCGUGUUUCAAUCUGAACUUAACAACCAGGCUUACCAUGUUGUUGACGCUGACAGUAUGCGGAUCAUGGUGGCAGUGAGUCACUCUGAGUACCAGGCCAGUCUGUACGUGUCAGAAUUGCUAACUUCUGUGAAAGACAUAAAGUUUUCACUGUCCUUGGAGAGAGUUUUCUGCUACUUCCAUGAGAAGAGCUGGACCGACUCUUGGCUUAGAAAGUAUAUUGAAUUCAGACUUGGAAGGAAUGACGUUGCUGAUCAGACGUUCGCAGAUGUACACAAGGUGGAGGGUAUGAAGGGUAUAUACAUCGCCUCGCAAGUACUAGACCCUGCAGGCAUCAACCCUGGUGUUGAGAGUUUGCGUAGUGUUAUAACGUUUGACUGGGGCGGUGAGUGGAGGCUGAUCAGUGCACCGAAAUACAACUCCAACCAUCGACCUAUCAAUUGUAAUGUGGCCACCAACUGCUCACUGCAUCUGUCACAGAAGUUUGCCCAGAUGUAUCCUGUGACUAGAGCAACUCCCAUAUUGAGUUCCAAGUCAGCCCCAGGACUUAUAUUGGCAAUGGGAACAUUGGGAACUUCACUCAAAGGUCAUGUCGGACUUUACAUGAGUCAAGAUGCUGGCCUGACUUGGACACAGAUUCUUGAAGAAUACUACCUUUUCAACCUGGGCGACCACGGCGGUGUGUUGGCGGCUGUCAAAUAUUUCAAGUCUAACGGAGAGACCAACAAGAUGAGGUAUUCUACUGAUGAGGGAGAAAGUUGGAAGGAACACGAGUUUGCCGAUGAAGAUCUUAGGAUUUACGGACUCAUGACGGAACCUGGAGAAAACACAACAGUUUUUACAAUGUUUGGAUCCGUUCCCACUCAUCACCAGUGGCUCAUUAUAAAAGUUGAUCUGAAAAACGCAUUCACAUACAACUGUUCUACGGAUGACUACAAGUUCUGGUCCCCGAGCAGUGGUGACGAAGGAGUCAAAAUGACAUGUGUGCUGGGAGUGAAGGAGACGUACGAACGGAGAGUUCCUCACUCUAACUGUUUCAACGGCCGCGACUAUGAUCGACCAAUUAAGAAAGAGAUCUGCCCUUGCGACUUGGAGGACUUUGAAUGUGACUUUGGAUUUGAGCGAGCGGUGGGAAUGUCCCAAUGUAUACGCAACAAGAGCAUCGCGUCCAAUCCUUACGCUGUACCUGACUGGUGCAAACCAGGGCAGUUUUAUAACAGGACUAAAGGUUACUUGAAGAUACAAGGAGAUGUGUGUGUGGGAGGUCACGACCGACAAUACCUUCCGGACAAUGUCCCUUGUCCUUACGAUGAGCGCAAGGAGUUCUUAUUGCUGGCUCAGAAGGAUAGAAUCGUGAGGUUUGAUUUGGCCACACUAGAGCUGGAGCAGCUGCCUGUGCGAGGGCUACAGAACGUGAUCGCAGUGGACUUUGACAUUCACAACAACUGUGUGUAUUGGGCCGACAUCAUCACAGAUGAGAUUGGGCGUCAGUGUUUGGGAACAGACAACACCAACCUGCCGGAGGUGUUGGUAGAGAAGGAUCUGGCCAGCGUUGAAGGAAUGGCUCUUGAUUGGAUGACAAACAUGCUUUACUUCGUAGAUGGAAUCAAAGCUAGAAUACAGGUUAUUCGCACUGACCUAAGCAAUGCUGGUAGGAUGAGGAAGACAGUGCUGGGGCCAGAUAAGUUGAAGAAACCUCGAGGCAUUGCGCUUCAUCCGGCAGCUGGAUACAUGUAUUGGACAGACUGGGCUGUAAAUGAUCCGUGUGUAGCAAGAGCCAACCUCGACGGUUCAGAUAUCAAGAAACUGUUCACCAAACCUACAGUGGAAUGGCCCAAUGGGAUCACUGUAGAUUACAUAGCGGAGAGAAUCUACUUUGUCGACGCCCGAGAAGACUUUAUUGGCAGCGCUGACCUCGACGGAAAACACUUCCGCAAGAUCAUUCAUAACAAGGAACAAGUGGCGCACCCGUUUGCCGUAGCUGUGUUCAAGGACCUGAUGUAUUGGGAUGAUUGGAAACAAAACGGACUUUACUCAGCAGACAAAGACCACGGAGUUAGCAUACAGGCUGUGGAGACAAACCUACCAGGUCUGAUGGAUCUUAAGGUGUUUGCUCACAGUCUACAAGAAGGCAGCAACAAGUGCAGCAACAACAAAGACUGUUCACACUUGUGUUUCGCUCAUCCCAACAACCAGACUGUUUGCUUGUGUCCAGACGAACUUGUGUUGAGCAACGGACAGUGUUUGUGUCCUGGAGGCAAACCUGCACUGGCUAACGAUACUUGUCCCACAGAUGCCAACAAGAAGUGCCCGACAGAUCAUUUCAAAUGUGAAAACGACAUUUGUAUUCCUGUGCUAUGGCGAUGUGAUGGAGAUAACGACUGUGGUGACUUCUCUGAUGAGAUGCAUUGUGGGGAAAUGACUUGCCAGCCAGACCAAUUCCAAUGCAGAUCCAGUGGCAAGUGCAUUUCUGAUGAGUGGAGGUGUGAUUAUGAUAAGGACUGCGAAGACGGCAGCGAUGAGGAGAACUGCACUUACGCUGCGUGUACUGCAGGACAGUUCCGUUGUGCCAACCAACGAUGUAUCUCUGAACGCUGGGUGUGUGAUAUGGAAGAUGACUGUAGAGAUGGUUCAGACGAACUCAACUGCAACACCACUGCUCUACCAACUACAUGUGGCUCUGGCUACUUCAUGUGUCAAAGCCCUCACUCGUGUAUACCUCGGUCAUGGAGAUGUGAUGGUGAGAGGGAUUGUCCUGAUAAUUCUGACGAGGCCAACUGUGAAGGCAAUACUUGUGAGAGCUGGCAAUUCCAGUGCAAGGAGAACCGACGAUGCAUCUUCCUGGCUUGGCGUUGUGAUGGUGAUUAUGACUGUGGUGGCAGUGACCGCAGUGAUGAAGAGAACUGUACUACCACAUUGCCUCCUGCAGUGCCUACCAAACCUCCAAUAUUUACGACCAACUGCACUGAAUGGAUGUUCCAAUGCAACAACAAAAAGUGUAUCCCGUACUGGUGGAAGUGUGACACUGUCAAUGACUGCGGAGACAACUCGGAUGAGAUUGGUUGUGAGCCGAUCACAGGUCCUACUACACAUGUUACUCCACCCCCUCCCCCAGUGCAGGGCGUUUGUCAGACACAUCAGUUCCGUUGUAUCAACGGCGAUUGCAUCCAGGAUUCUUGGGUUUGUGACGGCAUCAAAGAUUGUGACAAAGGAGAAGACGAAGAACAUUGUCAAGGUACUGUGCCGUGUGACCCAUCCAAGGAUCAGUUCAAAUGUCGUACAGACGGAUCAUGUAUCCCUCUUAGGCAAGUCUGUGAUGGCAUCGUACAAUGUCCAGACUUCAGUGAUGAGAUGUCUUGUGUGCCUGGCGCUGCUCCUGCUCCUGCCGGCCCGAGCUGCCAGGAAGGAAUGUUCCCAUGCGAUAAUAACCGUUGCCUACCUUUAGCAAUGCUGUGUGACGGACAUGUCGACUGUUAUGACGAGUACGAUGAGAAGGACUGUAACAACACCAGCAAGGUUUAUCAGGUGCUGAGGUUUGGUGUGGAGAAGAGCAUGACCAACGCGACCAGCAUCAAACUGUACUGGUGGUUGCCGUUGUCUCCUAAACAGUUUGAGUUCCUACCUACCUACAGAGUGAACACACCCAAAAGUCCUUGGGUUAAUACCACCUGGACAACACAGACUGAGUAUACAUUCACUGGGCUCAGGCCGUACACACCUUACAACCUUACGGUGUACGUGCGUAACACGGCUACCAAGGAAGUGUACCCGGCUGCCAAGUUUAUGGCGGCCAUGACAGAACAAGCAGCGCCACAAGCGCCUUGGAAUGUGUCAGUACGCCAACUCAGCGCCAACCAGGUGAUAGUCAGCUGGAUGGCACCUCACCAGACCAACGGACCAAUCACCAGCUACUCUGUAUGUAUGACACCUCCAGUGCCACCUAUGUGUAAGGAGGUGCACGGGAGCAAGACUCAGACAUUGAUUGACUCUGACUUCAACACCGACAGUGCCUACUCUUUCUGGGUGAAAGCAAAGAACUCAAUGUACGAGUCGAAUAGUUCGGUCGUAUCAGUGUUGAAACUUGAUGAGUCAGCAAGACUUGAGCCGAUAACAGACCUGCAUGUUGAGACACGUUCCAACACGUCGGUGACACUUGUCUGGAGCGAGAUCAAACACGCCACCAAGUAUCACAUCAUACCUAAGGCGUUGAGUCUCGUGUUCCCAGACUUACCUACAUUGGAAGCUGCCGCGUCUAGAUAUACAGUUACGAACCUUGCACCUGGCACUGAUUACUCAUUUGAGGUGAUACCUUUCAACCAACAUUAUGAAGGGAGACCAGCUUCUAUCACCACCAGAACUAAUGGAGAACCACUGCCUCGUAUUGAUGAGUUGCACGUAGAAGUGGUGAAGGCUCAUGGAACCUCUAUCAAGAUCGGCUGGAGUCCGCCAGUGGACAACCGCAAGAUGGAUUGGCAAUAUGGUGUAUACUAUGGACUGACCAUGAAGGAGUUGUCGUCUAAAGGAGCUAGACUGACUACAACCAACACCUCAGCCACAGUACGAGAUCUUGCUGCUUGCGAGUCAUUCAUAGUGAGUGUAGGGCUGGUCGGACCUCUAGGAGUGGGACCGCUCAGUUCAAGCCCAGCCACAAUCAAGACACAAUUCAACGCUAGAGCUCCACCCAAGGCACUACGUGUUAUGGCUGAUCCCCACAACGACACAGCUAUGAGCGUCACAUGGAGUGCCAGUUGUACCCACGUGUCACAGGCUAUUGCCUACGAGAUUACAGUCACUGAGGUUAACCUGGGCUUGACAGCAGCCUACAGAUUGGCACCCACUGCUUCCGUUGAUUUGCAACACACUUUCUACAUACAAUAUGGUGGAGGAUACAAUGUAUGCAUCUCAGCGGCUGUCAAGGACAUGGUGAGUGGUCCCUGUGUACAAUAUUGGGCGAGACCUCUACCUCCGCCACAUCAGCUACAGGUACUACAGGAGACCAACGGCAGCCAUGUGUUAUACUGGAGACAAGAUGAACUGCCAGCCAACCUCACCAAUAAAGAUUAUCACUACGUUGUACUGGUAUCUCCGAGCAGUUCGCUCAAUGUUUCGACGGCUAAGCAGUUUAAGACGAGAUCUGCUCCGUUUAUCUAUAACCCAGAAGACGAGGAUACCAUUCACUCUUACGCUGUGGUCCUUGAGACGGAUGCUGGAUACAGAUCUCUACCUUCUGAGGUGGUGUCAGUUGCCUUCCCCAAAGACAUGUGGCCAGAACUUUUCCACCAAUCCAGUGUCAAAUCUAUGAUCUUACCAAUACUUCUCAUCAUUGUCGUCAUCUGCUGCGUAUUGGCCGUAGCUCUUGGCUUCAUCUCCUUCCGACAUCGCAGAUUACAGAACACAUUUGCCAACUUUGCCAACAGUCACUUCAGCACACGCUCAGGCACGGCGACAUUCAACACCGGUUCCGAUGGGCUUGGUGAGCAGCUCUCCGUCUACUUUUGAACCAACAAUACAUAAAUAGGAUGACGAGGACUCUCCAGUAAUCAGAGGAUUUUCUGAUGACGAACCUCUAGUAAUAGCUUGAUCUCGCUCGUAAACUUCAGUAUUGCCAUUGGAGUGUCCUUAGUCAGUUUUACCUUUAGACCAAAUACUAAUCGUAAGCAAGUCUUACUGUUACUAUUACGUUUGAUAGACUGAUGUAAAUUUGUUAGUGAUAAUGCUUGCCUCAAGCUCUAGUUGUGUACCUGUUCAUUUCCAUUCCUGAGUGAGAUGGUAAUUGAGGAAUAGACUUGCUGUUUCAUUUAUUUAUGUCUGAGUGAAUUUAUUUUGAGUAACAUGAAAGAUGUUUCAAGAGUCUGAGUGAGGAGAUUUAAUGUUUAAUGGAUCUAGUUCAGUUUUUUUUAAUAACUACAAAUUAUUGGUAUAGUUUGAAAUGAGUUUUCAGCGUCUGUUUGGAAAGACAGUUUGGUUGCUUGCUAGUUCAAAACUUUUGUAAACCUUGAUUAUUAAGUUUAAAUAGGAAAAUUUUAGUUAAAUGUGAAUGUUUAGCAUUUAGUUUUUCCAGAAUUUCCACAGUACUUGAGGUCAAAGAGUUAGAGUUAAUCGUGUGUGAAAUGAAAUAUAUUUUAUCUACGCAUUUGUGUAUUUUGUAUAUUUCUUGCAAUUACCAAUGUAUUUAUUACCGUAGGCUAAGCUGAGGAUGUUAUGUUUGAGUUUCUUUAAGCUGUAUACUGUUGUCUUUCAUUGUUUUAAUAGCUUUUCUUGUAAAGACAACAAUUUGAAUAUGGAUUUAAUAAAUAGUAUUAAAAUUGA